AUGGCCUCAAUGGAUGAAAUGCCAUCGCUGGCGCCGCCACCCGGGGAGAAGUCCAACUUUGUCAAUCCAACGUACGAUGGCGACAGGUUUGUGGUGGUGAAUGUUGUGUUCCUGUUCAUCGCGCUGGUGUCGAUGGGGAUUCGACUAUGGACUCGAACGUUUAUUGCGAGUGGGUUCCGCUGGGACGACUAUUUAAUGAUUAUUUCGUUUAUGUGUUCAUGCGUGCUGAGCGGGAUUAUUCUCGAGAUGCUGAACUGGGGACUCGCCGUGCAUAUGUGGAAUGUCCCUGUCAGCCAUCUCUCACCACACUUCCUCAAGCUUAACGUCAUCGCCGCGAUAAUGUACUGCAUCGGCACGGGCUUCCUCAAAGUGUCGGUGCUGCUGUUCUACAUGCGCAUCUUCCCCAGCCGCAACUUCCACCUGGCCGUGUGGACGCUCGUCUUCAUUGCAGCCUCGUACAACGUCGCCAGCGUGCUCGCCAACGUCUUCUCGUGCACCCCGGUUGCGAAGUCGUGGGACAUGACUAUCACCGAAGGCUACUGCAUGAACCGGCCGGUGUUCUACUUUGCGAAUGCGGGAUUGGGUAUCUUUACUGAUUUCGCGACUGUCUUGGUUCCUGUACCCUGGCUGCGACGACUGCAGAUGCCGCUGAGACAGAAGAUUGCCGUGGGCUUGGUGCUAGCCACUGGAUGCUUUGUCGGCGUCGUGAGCUGCAUCCGUCUGUCUAGUCUCUACACCCUCCAGCACACCGAAGACCUAACCUGGGCCACCACCAACGCCCUAAUGUGGUGCGUGAUCGAGCUCAACCUAGGCAUCACCGGCGGCUGCGUGACAGCCAUGCGCCCCUUCGUGCGCCGCUACUUCCCCCGUCUCCUCGGACUCUCGUCAAGCAGAAGCAACAAUGCAUACGCGUAUCCGUCGCAGUCGCGCGGCAACUCGCACCCGCUGGGCUCCAUGCCGCGCUCUGGGAAGCCGGCGUUCUCGAACACCGGGACCCAGUUCUCCACGACGUUCAAGUCGGGGAAUUCGAGCGAGGAGCAUAUUCUGCCGUCGCGCUCGCUGGGGAAGGAGGUGGAUGGGAUUAUGCGGACGGUGGAGAUUGACGUGAAGCAAUCGGGCGGCGCGAGUGGGAGUGCGAGUAAUGUCUAG
This is a messenger RNA of Aspergillus puulaauensis, 1149 nucleotides long. RefSeq lists its product as uncharacterized. The transcript has 8 exons. The record is from RefSeq and is a predicted model, not a curated record. Bases 1 to 1149 code for a protein of 382 amino acids. Lineage: Eukaryota; Fungi; Ascomycota; Eurotiomycetes; Eurotiales; Aspergillaceae.